Molecule: messenger RNA, 1215 nt
Organism: Pistacia vera
Lineage: Eukaryota; Viridiplantae; Streptophyta; Magnoliopsida; Sapindales; Anacardiaceae
Product: ankyrin repeat-containing protein NPR4-like
Exons: 5
Coding region: 1-1215 (404 amino acids)
Molecular function (GO): protein binding
Source: RefSeq, a predicted model, not a curated record
AUGGAUUUUAAUAGGCAGCAGCAAAAUCUGGAAGGAAGUGAAGCUAGGUCAUCAUCAGAAAAAAAUAUUCAGUGGUUACCUUCCCUCCAUUUGUUGACUGAUAAGGACAAAUUACGUUUGGAUCUUCUUAAAGCUGCACAAACGGGAAAUAUCUAUGCAGUUCAAAGUCAGUUCGAUAAUCCUCUGUUCAGUAAUUCUUCAUCACGCUCAUUCAAUAUUGCAAUAACGGAGAAACAUGAAACUAUUUUCCAUGUAGCACCAGGAGCAAAUCAAACUGACUUUGUAGAGAAGAUGAUUGAUAAGAAAGUAGAAGAUGCCCUGAAGUUGCAAAACAUGAAAGGGAACACUGCCUUCUGUUUUGCUGCUAUGGCUGGGAAUAAAUCAAUUGCUGAGAAAAUGUUGAGAAGGAACCAAGACCUGUUGACAAUCCGAGGUGGCGGUAAUUUGACUCCACUAAAUCUGGCUGCUAUGUUUGGAGAAAGGGAAAUGGCGUUAUAUUUAUACCGGCAGUAUGAUGGAGGGACACUGACAUUAGCCGACAAAAAACAAUUAUUUUUUGAUAGCAUCGACACUACUUUGUACGAUCUUGCAAAGAAAUUGCUAGAAGAUGAAGAUGAUAACGAAAAUGAAUUGGCUAUGACUCAAUACGAGCGUGGCAACGAUCUUUUGACACCCUUGCAUCUGUUGGCUUUAACGCCCUUUCAUCUGUUGGACCAAAAUAGUAGAGCUCAAUUGGGGAAUUUUAAAUUCUUGGGUAAACUCAUCGAACUUUAUCCUGAUUUGAUUCAUCUUAAAGAUGAUGAUGAAUGGACCAUAUUUCACAUUGCAAUUAUGCAUCGUCAUGAUGAUUUGUUUAAGUUAAUAGAUCAAAUAGGUUUCAACAAACAGUUGGAUGUUGAAAAGCUUGUAAUGCCUGCAUUUAGCGAAUUGAAGAAUUCAGAAAGCAAAACACCUCGAGAGCUCUUCACUAGUACACAUGCAGGCUUACUUAAAGACGGAGAAAAGUGGAUGGGGAGCAUAGCAAGUCAAUGCAUGCUUGUUGCAACAAUCAUUGCUACUGUGGUUUUUGAAGCGGCUUUCACUGUACCAGGAGGUAACGAGGAUAAUGAAGGAAGGAAUAUUGUGCUCCAUAUUUUUGCUAUGGCACACGUGAUUGCAUUAUCUUCAUCUUCUAUUUCAAUUCUAAUGUUCUUGUCUAUUCUUACAUCCGGUUAA